Molecule: messenger RNA, 2543 nt
Organism: Manis javanica (Malayan pangolin)
Lineage: Eukaryota; Metazoa; Chordata; Mammalia; Pholidota; Manidae
Source: RefSeq, a predicted model, not a curated record
UGCCCCCGCCGCAGGCGCUGGCGCCCCCCUCGCGGUGCCCGUGGUGAUGCCAUGCCCCGCCGCCACGCGGGAGGAGAGGAGGGCGGCGCCGCCGGGCUCUGGGUGAAGAGCGGCGCGGCGGCCGCGGCGGGCGGGGGGCGCCCGGGCAGCGGCAUGAAGGAUGUGGAGUCGGGCCGGGGCAGGGUGCUGCUGAACUCGGCGGCCGCCAGGGGCGACGGCCUGCUGCUGCUGGGCACCCGCGCGGCCGCGCUCGGCGGCGGCGGCCUGCGGGAGAGCCGCCGGGGCAAGCAGGGGGCCCGGAUGAGCCUGCUGGGGAAGCCGCUCUCGUACUCCAGCGGCCAGAGCUGCCGGCGCAACGUCAAGUACCGGCGGCUGCAGAACUACCUGUACAACGUGCUGGAGAGACCCCGCGGCUGGGCGUUCGUCUACCACGCGUUCGUUUUUCUCCUUGUCUUCGGUUGCUUGAUUUUGUCGGUGUUUUCCACCAUCCCUGAACAUACAAAAUUGGCCUCAAGUUGCCUCUUGAUUCUGGAGUUCGUGAUGAUCGUCGUCUUCGGUUUGGAGUUCAUCGUUCGCAUCUGGUCUGCGGGCUGCUGCUGCCGGUACAGAGGAUGGCAGGGAAGGCUGAGGUUCGCCCGGAAGCCCUUCUGUGUCAUAGAUACCAUUGUUCUUAUCGCUUCAAUAGCAGUUGUUUCUGCAAAAACUCAGGGUAACAUUUUUGCCACAUCGGCACUCAGAAGUCUCCGUUUCCUACAGAUCCUCCGUAUGGUGCGCAUGGACCGCAGGGGAGGCACCUGGAAAUUACUAGGUUCCGUAGUUUAUGCUCACAGCAAGGAAUUAAUCACAGCUUGGUACAUAGGAUUUCUGGUUCUUAUUUUUUCAUCUUUCCUUGUCUAUCUGGUGGAAAAGGAUGCCAAUAAAGAGUUUUCUACAUAUGCAGAUGCUCUCUGGUGGGGCACGAUUACAUUGACCACGAUUGGCUAUGGAGACAAAACGCCCCUGACCUGGCUGGGAAGGCUGCUUUCUGCAGGCUUCGCGCUGCUGGGCAUUUCUUUCUUUGCACUUCCUGCCGGCAUUCUUGGCUCAGGCUUUGCUUUAAAAGUACAAGAACAGCACCGCCAAAAACACUUUGAGAAAAGAAGAAAUCCCGCUGCCAACCUCAUUCAGUGUGUUUGGCGCAGUUACGCAGCCGAUGAGAAAUCUGUUUCCAUCGCCACCUGGAAGCCACAUCUGAAGGCCUUGCACACCUGCAGCCCGACCAAGAAAGAACAAGGGGAAGCAUCAAGCAGAAUUAUGAAAUUUCAUGUUGCGAAACGGAAGUUUAAGGAAACAUUACGCCCAUAUGAUGUAAAGGAUGUUAUUGAACAGUAUUCUGCUGGUCAUCUGGACAUGUUGUGUAGAAUUAAAAGCCUCCAAACACGUGUUGAUCAAAUCCUUGGAAAAGGGCAAAUCACAUCUGAUAAGAAGAGUCGAGAGAAAAUGCCAGCAGAACACGAGACCACAGAUGACCUCAGCAUGCUGGGCCGCGUGGUCAAGGUCGAAAAACAGGUUCAGUCCAUCGAGGCCAAGCUGGACUGCCUGCUCGACAUGUACCAGCAGGUCCUCCGGAAGGGCUCCGCCUCCGCCCUCACUCUGGCCUCCUUCCAGGUCCCACCCUUUGAAUGUGAACAGACAUCCGACUAUCACAGCCCCGUGGACAGCAAAGACCUGUCCAGUUCCGCACAGAACAGCGGCUGCUCGUCCAGGUCGGCCAGUGCCAACAUCUCUGGGGGCCUGCAGCUCAUUCUGACUCCAAACGAGUUCAGCGCUCAGACUUUCUAUGCGCUCAGCCCUACUAUGCACAGUCAAGCCACGCAGGUGCCGGUGAGUCAAAGUGACGGCUCAGCAGCGGGGGCCCCCAACAGCAUCGCAAACCAAAUACUCGCCGCCCCCAAGCCAGCAGCGCCAGUGACCUUACAGAUCCCGCCCCCUCUCCCGGCCAGCAAGCAGCUGCCGGGACCAGAGGCCCUGCACCCGAACCCCGCAGGCUUCCAGGAAAGCGUCUCCGAUGUCUCCACCUGCCUUGUGGCCUCCAAGGAAGGUGUCCGGGCCGCGCAGUCCAGUCUGGCCAAGGACCGCUCUCCAAGGAAAAGCUUCGACACAGGAGGAGAAACUCUGCUGUCCGUCCGCCCCGUGGUGCCCAGGGACUUGGGCAAGUCUCUGUCUGUACAAAACCUGAUCAGGUCGACAGAGGAACUGCAGGUGCAGCUUUCAGGGAGCGAAUCAAGUGGCUCCAGAGGCAGCCAGGAUUUUUACCCCAAGUGGAGGGAAUCCAAAUUGUUUAUAACUGAUGAAGAGGUGGGUCCUGAAGAGACCGAGACGGACACUUUCGAGGCAGAGCCGCAGGCGGCCAGGGCAGCCGCGUGUGCAUCGGACUCUCUGCGGCCCGGCAGGUCGCGGUCAUCUCAGAGCGUCUGUAAGGCCGGAGAAAGUGUAGAUGUCCUCAGCUUGCCGCCCGUCAAGCUGAAAUGAGUCCUUCGUUUUCCUUCUAGGCAUAGCGGUUC